CAGCGGCCGCCCGGGAGCGAGUGCUAUAGGGCUGUCAUUUCUCCAGAGACUUUGGUGGGGCAGUGGCGGCAGCAGCAGCAUGACUUCGGCGGCGCUGGAAAUUUUGGGGCUGGGGCUGGGCAUCCUGGGCUGGGUGGGGGUGAUCCUGGCCUGCGGGCUGCCCAUGUGGCAGGUGUCGGCCUUCAUCGAUGUGAACAUCGUGGUGGCGCAGACCAUCUGGGAAGGGCUGUGGAUGAACUGCGUGGUGCAGAGCACGGGGCAGAUGCAGUGCAAAGUGUACGACUCCAUCCUGGCGCUGCCGCCCGAGGUGCAGGCGGGCCGGGCCCUCACCGUCAUCGUGGCUCUGCUGGGGCUGGUGGCGCUGAUGGUGACCGUGGUCGGUGCGCAGUGCACCAACUGCAUCCGGCCCGGCAAGAUGAAAUCCCGCAUCGUGAUCGCCGGCGGGGCCAUCUACAUCCUCUGCGGGGUCCUGGUCCUCGUCCCGCUCUGCUGGUUCGCCAACAUCGUCAUCAGCGACUUCUACGACCCCACCGUGCCGCCGUCCAAGAAGCGGGAGAUGGGGGCCGCGCUCUACAUCGGCUGGGCGGCUACGGCCCUGCUGCUCUUCGGGGGCUGCCUCAUCUGCUGCUGCUCCUGCUCCCAGCGCGACGAGACCUCCUUCCCCGUCAAGUACUCGGCGCCGCGGCGGCCCACGUCCAACGGCGAGUACGACAAGAAGAACUAUGUCUGAGCGGGGCUGCCCCGCUCCCUCGACCCUGCGGGGACACGGACAGACGGCUGCGAGCCGGCGCUGCCGCGCUCCGCCGGCCGGCACGGGACACCGCGCCGGGAGCGUCUGCGGUGAGCUCCAGCGCUCCCCUGCCUAGAGUCUCUUCUUAACGGUGCCCUCCGUAAAGCGGCAGCCCUAGGCAGGGCAGCGUCCCGCUGCCCGCCAGCUCCGCUCCCCGGCGGGUCUGGCCGCUCCGCUGCGGGCAGCGCCGAGCUCGGCGCCGCCGGGGACCCGGGACGGACUGACCGACCGCGGUGCCGGGGCGAGCAAAGCCCUCCCCGGCCGCACAGCGCAGCCGAACCAGCGUUUCCCCGGCCCGGGGCGGCUGCGGUAACCGAGGAGCCCGGGCGAGCCGCGGCGGCCUCUGCCGGGACGCCCCGUCCGGGCUCCGCCGCCGCCCGCCCGGCUCCCGCCGCAGCUCCCGGCCCUCCCCGACGUUACCGGGAGAGACUUGUGAGUACUUUACCGCCCGCUCUUGCUGCUGGUGCCUCUCGGGGCACCGCGUGGCUGGUGGGACCGGGCCGUCGGGUGUGCACUGUCGCCGAGGAGAAGCUUCCCUUCUUCGUUGUCUCUCCUGAAAAUCUGCAUCUGGCUGUUCCCGCUGGGACUUUCACUGGUUAGGGGGGUUUUGUUCUUCUAUUUGGGCAACUAAACGAGGGAUUCUGUCUAACGCAUGACACUAAUCUUGGUCCUUAAUCCCGUAGGCAAUAACUGUUUGGAGAAGGGUAUUUGAUUUUCUUCAGUUGUUUCAGUCCCUCAGAAGUGCAUUGGUCUAUGUGUCUGAAACCUUUGAAAGAGAUUUCAGGUGGUUGCUGUCAUGUAGCAGAGUACAAACCAGAUUAUACUAGGUUUCCCUUUGAGGUUCUUCAUCCCUUUUCCUUCAUCAGUUUCUGUUCUGUUUUUACUUGAAUAUGAAGGCUUUGCCAGAAUUAUUGGAGAAUUAGAUUCAAGAGACCCAAGAGAUCUUUGUAUGUCCUGGCUCUGGCAGGGCAUCCCUCUGCAUCAUCUCAUCUGCACCACAGGAGACUAGAAACAUAAAAAUUGCACUGAAUAUUGGUGGUUGGGGUAUGGACAGCUUUCAUGGCCGCCUUGCUGAGCCCUGCUUGCUGCAAAUUUUGAAUUGUGUGUUCAGUUGGAUGUGCAGUUGGUUGGCUCUCCACCAUAAUUUUGUUAACAUGUGCUUUCCUUCAUUUACCAAAUUGGGCAAAGAAAUUGCUAGAAGAAUUUUACCAAAUACAUUGACUGAGACUUUGUGCAGGCUAAUCAGGAGAUGGGAAGUCAUGGCUCUUGCAGCUGUCAGCUCCUCCAUAUUGCCUUGCUAACACUGUGCAGACUGGAAGGAAGAUGCUCUGGGCAACAUAACUCAUUUUCUGAGCUCAACAUCUGCUGAACUUCACCACAGCCUGGAAUAUUAGCAUACACCUUUUCAUUUUACACUGCAGAAACAAACUUUUUUUGAAGGCGGGUUUAAUGGGUGGUGCGAUACUCUUCCAUGCAAAUCACUUGUACUCUUAAAUCAACACAGAAUUCUGCUACAGACUGUGGCAGCAUCUGUGUCGCCAUAAGGAGAUUUCUGCCAAGAGUUAGUGAGGAAAUGCGGUGUUUGUAUUCCUCAGAGUCCAAUGCUACGACCUUGUGGGUCCCUCACAACCGUGUAGCAAUACAGUGCACACCUAACCUGAGCAUUAACUCUUAGAAGUUUCUGAUAAUGCUGAGACUUACAGGCUAACCAUAACUGUGGGUUUGUGACAGAUUUACAUCGACUGUGUUCUUGCUUUGCUUAGCAUAUUUAAAACCCCAGUGCUAUCAAUGCAUAUGCAGACCUGACUGAGAGACUAAAGCCUUGCCUCUGCAAAUACUGAUAUUGAAUAUUGAGCACAUGAUUUACCCUUUUAAAGAUAACUGCUUUCAGUUUUUAAACAUAUACCUUGUAGGGUCUGAGCCCAUCAGACAAUACAAAAGCAGAGCAGUAUGUUUAGAACUAGUUUUGUUCUAUAAAGAGGUGCAGCUCUUAUACCGUCUCAAUCUAAAUAAAAGCUAUAAUGUUGUUAUGAUGUGAUACGUAGUUUUGGUACAAGAAUGAAAUAUUCCAUAUUUCAUCAUUGCAACUUGUUUUUAAACAGUGUAACCUUGUAAACUGUAAAUGUAUUUAAAUGCAUAUAUUUUGCAAGAAAUCUACCCAAGUUGGCUUGUUAUGUGGAUUGGUGCCUUUAUUUGUUUCAUGGUUACUUUAUUUUUAUUUUAAGUGAUACUGACCAACUGUAUUUGUCACCCAGCCCAUAGACACGCUAUACCCUCACUCAGCUCUCUUAUGUCUAGCAAAUGAGUCAACAGAUAUUAGCCCAAAUCCUGGACCUCGCUGUCUUUUGUCUCAAAUUACAGAACUAAAAAACAACCCCCACUAACAGACACACCUGCAUGUAUCUUUACCAUCGAGCCUUCAGAAGUGCUGCAGGAUUUGGGCUCUGACCAAAAGAUGAAAUCUUUCUGGGCAGUUCAUUGCUAGCCUUUAAAAUCAAAUCAAAAGUGGUGUCUUGGGGAGAGGGAGGAAAACCCAUGCCUUAGAAGGGAAAUUUUUUUUAACAAGCUAAACUUCUUGAUAGAUAGUUUUGUGUCACAGCAGGGCUGGAUCCACUUAAAACCAAAAUCUGAAACAAUUAUACAAGACCUCUUGGAAGAAGCCAGUGCUGUGUAUGUACUAGUAAACACAGCGUCAUCCUACCAAAAACUUGCUGCUGAUGUAACAAGGUUUUGCUGAGGUCAGUGGGGCAGCGCCCAACAAUAUUAGCAGGAAGUGGGGCCCAUUUUUAAAAAUAUUUUUAUAUUUAAUCUCAUCCUUCAGUAUACUUACUUGUUGCUGUGCUUUAAAAAAUAACCCAAGAGAAUGCUGUUACUGAUCUCACUGGCUUCAGGGUAAAAGUGUAAGCUGGUUUUUGCUAUGUUUUGUUUUCCAAGAGCAAAGACCUAGUCCUGAACUUUAAAACUUGGAAGUGCUCAGGAUCAGACCUGAACCUCAUCCCAAUGAAGAGAGAAAUCUAUAGCACUUGUUUACUAUUUUUAUUUUGUAUUUAUGAUUUCACAUAAAAAUAAAACCAUCUAAACCAA
Molecule: messenger RNA, 3874 nt
Organism: Grus americana (Whooping crane)
Lineage: Eukaryota; Metazoa; Chordata; Aves; Gruiformes; Gruidae
Gene: CLDN5
Product: claudin 5
Exons: 1
Coding region: 80-730 (216 amino acids)
Biological process (GO): bicellular tight junction assembly; cell adhesion
Cellular component (GO): bicellular tight junction; plasma membrane
Molecular function (GO): structural molecule activity
Source: RefSeq, a predicted model, not a curated record